UAUGUGAUUAUUUGGAACACAAUGGAAAUCAGUGGACAUCAUGGAGAGAGAAGGCGAAACCAAAUUUGAAAAUUCGACAUCGGUAAUUCAGUAGUUAAGAAUAACUCAAUCGAUUAUGUAGAUUAACUAGUUAUAAACAAAUAUAUGAAGUAUAAAUUCAAAUUAUUCUUAUCCAUCUAAAAAUUGGAAAUUAAAAAGCAGAAGACAAGAAAUUAUCUUCGAGGAUUUAUAUAGUAAAUACAUUCUUUUGCCUGUCUUACCUAGAGAUAAAACAGUUGUUUGAUGGUUAUCUUAUAGUGUUCAGUCAUUGCGAAAAAUAUUUUUAAUUAGUUAAAAACUAUAAUUAAUUAAAAACUACAUUUUUUAUGUAUAUAGACGUUAGCGAUGUAUUAUUCCGGGAAGCUCGUCUAUCUCCCGAACAUCGGGUUUGCGACAACAUCGAUUUGGAAAUUAUCGUUGCAGAGUAUGAAAAUUAUUACAAGAUGAAAUUUCAAAAAUAUCCCAUAUUGUGUAAGAAAAUAACUGGAAGGGAAAUGACGAGGGAAGUGACAAAUGCAAGCAAAACUGUUUGUAGAAGUAUUGAGACAAAAGCCAAAUCUGUUAGUAAACAAGCGAGAAGUGAGCCUGUGAAAGAGACGAAUCUACAGCAGAAGAUAACUGAUGACAAUACGAAUCAUAUUAAUCUCGCAAUGACAGUGACGUCAAUAUUCCCCAAUGAGAAUGAUGGACGUUCAUCAGAAGAGCUAUUUAACGUCCCAAUGGAACAAUCCAUGCAAUCGAAGAUAUUGAAAUGCGUUGAAAAGCUUUAUUCAGAUAAUCCGGAAUUACGAAAGAUUGCUGAGGACAUCUCAUGCGAGAUCAUAGUAAACAAAUUAAAUGUACAUUGGGAUGACGUUAUAGGCCUAGAGGAAUGUAAAACCGCUGUUAAGGAGGCCGUUGUGUAUCCCCUUAAGUAUCCUAUCUUUUUUGAUGGCCCGUUUUCCCCCUGGAAAGGUAUUUUGCUGUACGGCCCACCUGGUACAGGGAAAACGAAGUUAGCGAAGGCAGUCGCGACAGAAUGCCAUUGCACCUUUUUUAACAUAACUGCCAGCUCAUUGGUCAGCAAAUGGAGAGGCGAUUCCGAGAAGUAUAUACGUGUAAGUUGCUUUGUCUAUGUUUUAUUUGAACUUGCCUAUAGUCAUUCGCCUACAAUUAUUUUUAUCGACGAGAUUGGCUGGAUCGCCACAAAUAAAGGAGACUGUAUAUUGUCUGAACCUGCAAAGAGAUUCAGAUCAGAACUUCUUUCUAGAUUGGAUGGAUUAGUGUCUAAUGAGAAUUCUAAUGUAGUUCUUCUGGCUACAACUAAUUCCCCUUGGGGCAUUGAUGCAGCUUUACUCAGGCGUCUCGAAAAGCAAAUAUACGUAUCAUUACCCAAUGAAGUUGCUCGACUUGGUAUAUUCAAAUUAUACCUUAGCAACCACUUAUUAGAAAAUACAGAUAUUGUAAACCACAUAGUAAAAUGUACUGAAAGAUAUUCUUGUGCAGAUAUAAAAUUGCUUUGUAAGCAAGCGUGGCUACUAGAAAUAAGCCCGAUAUGGAGGAGACUUGAAAAGAAAGAAACACCUGUUACCACUUUGAAAUAUGAAUUAAAAAGUUAUGAAAUAUUAGCAAAAUUGUUAAAAAAAAUGUCACCUACAGUUAUGCAAAUAGAUAAAUAUGAUACGUGGAACAAAUAAAUACGCAAUCGUAAGGACAGAUAUUGAAAAAUAUAAAUAAAUGGAUUAUCGUUCGAGAAAUCAUUCGUAUGUGUGUGCAUGUGUGUGCGCGCGCGCGCUAUAGGCUAAGUUUAAAAUGUUCGGUUGUAUUAUAUCCUUGUAUUAUAUAUGUCGGAGAUGAAAGGAAAACCGGAGCCUUCCCUUUGCAAUUUUGAGGAAGCCUUCUAAUGCUUUAGCCUAGAUUUUAUCAUAACUGUAAUUAAGCAAUUGUCAUUUGUAAUUGUUUGAUAUUUGUGAAAGCGAAAGUGGGUUCGAGGUGACAACUGGUCGCCGAACGUAGCCACGGUCACGGGAUAAACGUUUUGCCUGACGAAGGUGUGGAUCGGUUGUAUUGUUCUCCCUAGAAAUCACAUAGAAUUGUACUUUAGAGAUGUCGAUAUAAUGGGACACACGUUGUAUUAGGAAUCAAUCUCCAGACAGAAACUGCCUAGUAACGGCGUUUGAAUCUUUCUCGAUGUUUCCAAAGAGUAUACAACAAACUUUUGACAGAAAUUGCCUAGCAACAACGAUUGGAACCUUCUCGAUGUUUCCAGCGAGCAUAUAACAAACAAAUGCAAUCGUAUAGCGAAAAAGAUUUUCAUCAGAUAUUCAUUCGUGUGAUCACCUUGGAAAGUGAUACAUCGAGCAAUUUACCGAGUGUCUCAGCAAUUGUAGUUUGUGUUUAAAAUUAUUCUACACAUAGUAAAGAGUUAUCCUGUUGACCGUGGAUUCGUUUGAACCCCGGAACAUUGUUAAUAGCGUUAAUUAAAUUCAUUAUUCGUGAAACUUAUCAAUCGUUAAUCUCAUUAUACGUUAAAUUCAUUAUUCGUAAGACAUAUUAUUCGUUCCUCUUAUUGUUCGUUAAACUUAUUAAUCUUUAAUCUAAUUAUUAGUUAAACUUAUCGUUUGUUAAUCUUAUUAUUUAUUAAACUCAUUAUUCAUAAUAUUUUGUAAAACCUUGUUUAUUCGCGUAAAUAUAUUCUCUGUUUCGUAAAACAAUGGCUAAUUCAAACGAAGGAUCAUUACGCGCCUUAAAUCCUAAUGAUAACCCGACAUAUAUAUGUGAGUGUAUUUUAUCAAAAAUAUGUUUUUUAUGUUUUCUUAUCUUAGUAAUUAUUUUUAAAAAAGCCUUAAAGUCUUAUAUGAAAAUAAAGCUGUUCUUUAUUUCAAAUAAUUGAAGUAAAUAAAUACAAUGAGUUUUAUAUUUUA
This is a messenger RNA of Bombus huntii, 2942 nucleotides long. Its product is annotated as katanin p60 ATPase-containing subunit A-like 2. The coding region runs from base 366 to 1715 and encodes 449 amino acids. The transcript is spliced from 7 exons. Lineage: Eukaryota; Metazoa; Arthropoda; Insecta; Hymenoptera; Apidae. Gene Ontology annotation, molecular function: ATP hydrolysis activity; ATP binding. The record is from RefSeq and is a predicted model, not a curated record.